Messenger RNA from Ananas comosus (pineapple), 1575 nucleotides. RefSeq lists its product as uncharacterized. NCBI's taxonomy places the organism in Eukaryota, Viridiplantae, Streptophyta, Magnoliopsida, Poales, Bromeliaceae. The record is from RefSeq and is a predicted model, not a curated record.
GUCAAGUGCUGAUUACCAGCAAGGCUUGGACCAAUUUCUCAAAUUUGCAUUCGACAAUGCAUCUAAAGGAAGUAUGAUUCUUUGCCUAUGUCGAAAAUGCACUAAUUGCUUUUGGAAAGAAGAGGAAGUUGUCUAUGAACAUCUCUUAUGUGAUGGAUUUAUGCAAGGUUAUACAAGAUGGAUAUUUCAUGGAGAGGACACUUCCCAAUCAAACCCUACUAAUAAGGCAAAUAUUCAGAAUGAACAAAUCAACGAUGAAAUGGAUGAACUUUUACAUGAUGCAUUUUUUCAUCCAGAGUCAGAUUUUGAUGUGGGAGAUUUAGACACUAACGAUUUGACAACGGAGCCAGACGAAGAGACAAAAAAAUUUUAUAAAUUAGUGAAAGAUGCUAAUCAAGAAAUAUAUCCAGGUUGUAAGAAGUUUUCAAAACUCUCAUUCAUUGUGAGACUGUUACAAAUAAAGUGUUUAGGGGGUUGGAGCAAUAAAAGCUUUGAUAUGCUCUUAAAAUUGCUAAAAGAAGUAUUACAAGCAGGCGAAACCUUACCAAGUAGCUUUUAUGAGACUGACAAAAUCAUUAAAGACUUGGGCCUAGGCUAUGAGAAAAUUGAUGCUUGUCCAAAUAAUUGUAUGUUAUAUCGGAAAGAGUUUGCUAAUGCAUCUUUAUGCCAUGUAUGUGGUGCCUCAAGGUGGAAAACCAUUGAAAGUAAAGUAAGUAUUAAGAAGUCAAAAGAGAAGCAUGGUCAUAAGGUUUCUGCAAAGGUAUUGCGAUACUUUCCACUAAAACCAAGACUACAAAGGCUAUUUAUGUCUUCAAAAACAGCAUCUUAUAUGAGAUGGCAUAAUGAAGGGCGCACAAAAGAUGGAUUACUUAGACAUCCUGCUGAUUCUCCAGCAUGGAAGGAUUUUGACCAUAAGCAUCAAUUGUUUUCAUCGGAGCCACGGAAUGUGAGGCUAGGGUUGGCAAGCGACGGCUUUAAUCCAUUUCGCACAAUGAGUAUUUCUCAUAGUACGUGGCCCGUUGUCUUAAUUCCUUAUAACUUGCCCCUUUGGAUCUGCAUGAAGCAACCAUACUUUAUACUCUCAUUACUUAUUCCUGGUCCAUCUGCCCCUGGGAAUGAUAUAGAUGUGUACAUGCAGCCAUUGAUAGAUGAAUUAAAGGAGCUAUGGGAUGAAGGCAUCAAGACAUACGAUGUGUCUUGCAAACAGACAUUUCAAAUGCAUGCUGCAAUCUUGUGGACCAUCAGCGAUUUUCCAGGUUAUGCUUGUCUUUCGGGAUGGAGCACAAAAGGGCAACUUGCUUGUCCUUAUUGCAAUAGUGAAACUUGCUCUGAAUAUUUAAAGCAUGGAAGAAAAAUUUUGCUAUACGGGACAUCGGAGAUUCCUUGAUAAUGGACAUAAAUUUCGGCGUGAUGCAAUAUCUUUCAAUGGUAAGCAAGAACAUAGAACAGCACCUACUCCACUUUCUGGUUGGGAUGUUUUAGAGCAAGUAAAAGAUGUUAACAUCAUUUUGGGAAAGUAUAAUUGUAAUAUAAGAAGCAGAAAACGUAAGCGAGUAGAUGAUGUUCAACCUUCAC